This is a messenger RNA of Coprinopsis cinerea okayama7#130, 2595 nucleotides long. RefSeq lists its product as hypothetical. The transcript is spliced from 7 exons. Gene Ontology annotation, cellular component: nucleus. Gene Ontology annotation, molecular function: DNA-binding transcription factor activity, RNA polymerase II-specific; RNA polymerase II cis-regulatory region sequence-specific DNA binding; zinc ion binding. Gene Ontology annotation, biological process: positive regulation of transcription from RNA polymerase II promoter by galactose. Lineage: Eukaryota; Fungi; Basidiomycota; Agaricomycetes; Agaricales; Psathyrellaceae. The record is from RefSeq and is a predicted model, not a curated record. The coding region runs from base 1 to 2595 and encodes 864 amino acids.
AUGAACCCAAGAGACCAUCGCAUAAGGCAUGACGACCGAGACCCCAACGCUCAGCCCAACGCCUAUGAGGCCCCAGACACCGCCCGCUCAGAGUUCACCCUUCUCGUAGCUGGCUGUCGAGGAGGCAAGACCUCAUUUCUCCGCCUCCUGCUCGACACCAGCGACGUCUCCCCAACGACAACAAAGGACCAGCUCGCCUCCGUCGCAAAGUUCGUCCAGGGCUGCGCAUGCCACACAACACAUAUCAGAACCGCGUCCCUCGACAUAGAAAUCGCGGAUGGUCCCAACACAAGGCGACCCCUAGGUCUCAAUCUCAUCGACACACCCUCCUUUGAUUUCCACGACGAGCAGGAAGCUGAACGCCUGAUGGCCGACGUCCUCCAUCAUAUCGACUCGCGUUUUGUUGAAGGUCUUGAAGAUGAGUGGAAGGCGCGCAGUGGCGACCGAUAUGUGCAUCUGUAUGUCUCCCCACUCUCCUUCCCCAACUCACUUGUCAACUCAGCACCGCCUCCUGUUAGAUGCAUCUACUUCCUGGACCCGGAUGAAAUCGUGCCCCCUACGGCAUUGGGUCCCCCUGCUCCGGUGGUUCCACGAGCUCGGAAUGGUUCUUUCUCCCAGCCCGAAGAACCCGUUAUCCUCGAGCCUCCGGUCAAUAACCCGUACAUGCUUCGGCCUGUCCUUCCCAAGGCUGACAUUGCGGCCAUUCGCCGUCUGUCGGGACGAGUCAACGUCCUGCCUGUCAUUGCCAGGGCGGAUGUGCUCAGCAACGAACGCCUCGCCGCUGUUAAGGUGGCUAUCCGGAGGGACCUGGCGGAAGCGGGCAUCGGGUUCGGGAUAUUCGACAUGGACGGGCAGUACCAGCAACCCCAGGAGGACAGGUCGGAGUCUUCCAAUGGCUAUGGUGGUUACCCCAACGGAACAUCAACAUCCAACGGCAAUUCUCCCCCGGUCUCCCCUGUAACGCCUGCUGCACUGCGUUUGCCUUACGCACUCAUCUCCCCUGACGCUUACUCCCACAGCGAUGGUGUACCCCGAAAGGUUCCAUCACGUCACGAACUCAUGCAGCAGUAUGCGGCUCAGUUCGCACAUGCCUCCAAACUAGCCCGGGGCAAAUUCGUUCGAACAUAUCGAUGGGGGAUUCUGGACGUACUCGACCCGACUCACAGCGACUUCCUUUCACUCCGAUCUGCUAUAUUCCAUCAUAUGGAGGCAAGCAUAUUCCUGUCUCACUCGGUCGUUAUUCAAAACCUUCUUACGUUUCCAUUUCACAAACAGACUUUACAGAAAUACACGAAGGAGUAUCUCUUCUCGAAGUUUCGACAAGAAGUUCAGCUGCAGCACCAGAAACGACCCCCUUCGCACCACUCUGUUUCACAAAUGUCCAUGCUUCCUUCAAAUUCGCGGCCCAUUUUGGCUAUUGAUACCGCACCCCAGGCGAUUCAUCGCCAACCGCCACCCCUCCAUCAUGGUGAAAUGCACCCCACUUCGUCGGCGCGCCCCAUGCAGGACAGCGCGGUGGGAAGUGGUUCUGCCAAGUCUUCGACAAAGACGAACAGGCAAAGAACGAAAAAGAUUACGGUUGCCUGCAAUUUCUGCCGAUCUCGCAAAUUGAAAUGUGAUGGGGGACGCCCUGCAUGUGGCCAGUGCACGAAGCGGAACAAUCCCUGUGACUAUAUGCCUCAGAACAAACGGCGUGGAACGGUCAGUAAGACCUCACAGCGUCCGAAAGGUGAGGAGAGUGAGAGUGACAGUGGUGAUGAGGGUCGCUCCCCUGAACCCUCUGUAUCACCUCAAGUUUCGUCACAGACUGUGUCUCGCCGCAGUUCAAAUGUGGACAAACUUCACCCCGAUGGUUAUCAUCCUCCCAACACACUCCCACCAUUGAAUGAUCGUCGGGAUGUCUACGGAAGCGGUGUCGCCGGUUCCUCGUCCGUGAGCGUUAACGGGCUCUCUGCUUCUGUUCCGCUCCCUGGGCCUCCUUCCGGACCCAGUUCGCGGGCAAAGAUCCUCCAUCCCCCCGAACCUCCGCAGCACAACUAUUACAACGAAAAGAACGAGUUACCUCACAUCGCGACUUUGCUGCCCGACGCUUCGCCUUCGACUCCUGCGCCAAUGUCGGCGCCCUCACUCUCCCUUGCUCCCAUUCGACCCGCCUCUGAGCAGCAGGCUGCGUUACGGAAGCGCGCGGCUACUGUCCCCAGUAAGACUACUCGACUCGCUGGAACCUCUGGGCCCAAAGUAGUAGCAUGCAACUUUUGUCGAGCUCGUAAAACCAAGUGCGAUGGGGCACACCCUGCAUGUGCAAGCUGCGCUCGCAGGCAACUUGCUUGCAACUAUGCCCACGACAGCACGGCGUCUGGACUGAAGAAAAGACGAGCUUCGACCUCGAAAACGACCGCCGACUCUCCCGAGUCGCUUUCUCCACCCUCCUCGCGGAUGGCGCCUACCCCGUCGAUCGGGACCGACAUGUCUCGCGAGGCCGGUGAUCAUCUCGACGAUGAACUAGAAUUGAAACGACCCAUGGACCACUCGGAAUUUGGCCGAGUGACGAAGAAAAUGAGGAUGGACGACAGUGGGGUCUCCAUCGCUCAGUAA